AUGAAGCCUAUUUGUCUCGGUGUUUUAUACCUGCUUCUAGCUGCAGCUUGUGCUGCUGAUGUAGAGGAAGAUGAAAAUGCAGUCGAGGCUGAGCUUGAAGAUGACCCCGAGCUGAGUCCGAUCGCGGUCUUUCAAUUUGACGACGAAACGCAUGCACUGGGCACCUUUCCAAUGAACUGGUACCAAGCUGAACUAAUGUGCGCCGCUCAAGGCUACUCCUUAGUUAGUAUAAAUUCGGAAGAGGAUUUUGCAGCAAUACGGAAAUUUGUCACCACUACGGCUAAAGGAUUUUUGUCACAACUCAAGCAACCAGUGUGGACAUCGGGAACAAAUCAAGCCUACACUUCAAUAUAUACUUGGCAUGACACUGGCGCCUUUGUAGCCUAUGACAAUUUCGAAACAAAUCCACCAUCCAGUGGCGCUCGUUGCAUUGGAGUACAUCCACUUAAUGGCGUCUGGACUACGCAUAGCUGUUCUGAACAGCGUUAUUUCAUUUGCAAAAAGCGUGCGUGCUAAGCUCUUUUAUGUCAACGUAUUCUACGCUAUAUAUGCACAUAGAUAAAUUAAAAUAAAUGCUUAUAGUUGCAA
Drosophila busckii is the source of this 588-nucleotide messenger RNA. RefSeq names its product lymphocyte antigen 75. Gene Ontology annotation, biological process: biological process involved in interspecies interaction between organisms. The transcript has 2 exons. The coding region runs from base 1 to 516 and encodes 171 amino acids. Gene Ontology annotation, cellular component: external side of plasma membrane. NCBI's taxonomy places the organism in Eukaryota, Metazoa, Arthropoda, Insecta, Diptera, Drosophilidae. The record is from RefSeq and is a predicted model, not a curated record. Gene Ontology annotation, molecular function: carbohydrate binding.